This is a messenger RNA of Coffea eugenioides, 1120 nucleotides long. RefSeq names its product peroxidase 64-like. The record is from RefSeq and is a predicted model, not a curated record. Lineage: Eukaryota; Viridiplantae; Streptophyta; Magnoliopsida; Gentianales; Rubiaceae. Gene Ontology annotation, cellular component: plant-type cell wall; plasmodesma. Gene Ontology annotation, biological process: hydrogen peroxide catabolic process; response to oxidative stress. Gene Ontology annotation, molecular function: heme binding; peroxidase activity. The transcript has 4 exons. Bases 44 to 1009 code for a protein of 321 amino acids.
ACUUCGCAAAAGCAAACCAAUUAAGGCUAUCCACAACGGCAGGAUGCAAGGUUUGGGGCCAAUGCUUGCGCUAGUUUUUGUUUUGGUAAUAUCUUGGGUGCUUUCUCCAUUUGCAGCUGCACUCAGCACAAAUUACUAUGAUCAUACAUGCCCAGAGGUUGAGUCAAUCAUCACCAGAGUAGUUAAGAAAGCUAUGAUGAAUGACAAGACCGUUCCAGCGGCACUACUUCGGAUGCACUUCCAUGACUGCUUUAUUAGAGGAUGCGAUGGUUCUGUGCUGCUAAACUCAACAGCUAAGAACAAAGCUGAAAAAGAUGGACGUCGAAAUAUUUCAUUGCACGCAUUCUAUGUCAUUGACCAUGCAAAAAAAGAAUUAGAAUCCCAGUGCCCUGGUGUUGUCUCCUGUGCUGACAUAUUGGCAUUGGUUGCAAGAGAUGCAGUUGCACUAUCAGGAGGUCCUAGUUGGAAUGUGCCUAAAGGUAGAAAAGAUGGCAGGAUUUCAAAGGCCACUGAAACUGUACGACUGCCUGAUCCUACCUUUAACAUAUCUCAAUUGCAGCAAAGUUUCUCUGAGAGAGGCCUAUCACUGGAAGAUUUAGUGGCCCUUUCAGGAGGCCACACACUAGGUUUCGCUCACUGUUCAUCCUUCCAGAACAGAAUCCACAACUUUAACUCCACUCAUGAUGUAGAUCCCUCCUUGCAGCCAUCAUUUGCAGCCAGCUUGAGGAAAGUUUGCCCCAUGCACAACAAGGUGAGGAGUGCAGGUUCUGGCUUGGAUUCUUCGGCAAUCACGUUUGACAACAUAUACUACAAGCGAAUCCUUCUAGGCAAGAGUAUUUUCUCUUCAGAUGAAGCUUUAUCGACCGCUACAACUACAAAAGCAUUGGUUUCGAAGUUCGCUAAUUCCCAGGAAGAGUUUUAUACAGCCUUUGUCAAGUCUAUGAUCAAGAUGAGUAGCAUAAGUGGUAGUGGACAAGAGAUCAGGUUGAAUUGUAGAGUUGUUAAUUAGGUAACUUCUUCGACGCGAAUUCAUCAUGUCAGCUACGGCUAUCUCUUUGACUCGCCGUUUUAAUUUGUUUUCUGAGUUCUUAAAAUUAACUAGAUAAGAGAACAUACUUUA